AGCCUCUAGCGUCAAAACUAGUAAAACUUUACGGCGACGACAGCCCGUCUAGACCUCGUCUUGUUGUUUCCAACGAUCGCUUAACGAGCUGUGUUUCAAGACGGGGUCGAUUAAACAUUCUAAUACUUCUUCGCGGCAGUGGUGAGUCUUUCGAGCUUUGCCCACCCGCACGUCCGUGCGCGGCUGGAGAAGCACAUGGGAUCAAACCUGGUGCGGCUCACGGACAAGAACUACAUGACCGAAUUGGAAGAAAGAAUUAGAGCUGUCAACGAAGAAAAUUUGAACAAAAGAAUCUCUAGCAGAGUGCUUGAUGAGAUGGAAAGACUGAAAAGAUUGAUCCUUGUUGGAAAAACCCCGCUAAAGGAGUGUCCUCCUGAACUUUUCCACCACCCAGUAUUUGUGUUCUGGAGAAUGGUUAACAGGGAAGUUGCAAGAGCAUCAAAAAAACGUGCCGAUGCCUAUUACAGGAAACUGAAAGCUUCCCAGAAAUUCGAUCAAUCGAUGGAUGAGGAAGAUGCCGGCGAGGAAGCUGAAGAGGAAUGUGAACAAAUGACUGCCGAACAGCUACUGGCUAAAUGUCGUGAAGAAAUAGAAGAACAAAAACAGUUAGACAUAGAAAAGGGCGUACGAUUUACUGACGAACAAUUCGCACUCAUGAAAUAUGAAACUAACGACGUUAAGACAUUGAAAAAUUUAACGACCGUCGAUGAGCUUUAUGCGUUGGCUGACAAAAUUAUUGGAUCGAAACGUCUUUGAAAUCGCACUUGAAGAGAAAAGAUUUAUAACAUUGAUAUACUUUUUUUUUGUUAUGACUUAAAGUUGAACACCUACUACAUUUUAAGUGAUAAAAUUUAAUCACGUAUUGCGUGUAAGAGAAACAUGUUUUGUAUUUAAUAUAGAAAAA
Bombyx mandarina (wild silkworm) is the source of this 904-nucleotide messenger RNA. RefSeq lists its product as uncharacterized. The record is from RefSeq and is a predicted model, not a curated record. NCBI's taxonomy places the organism in Eukaryota, Metazoa, Arthropoda, Insecta, Lepidoptera, Bombycidae.